This is a messenger RNA of Metopolophium dirhodum (rose-grain aphid), 789 nucleotides long. RefSeq lists its product as uncharacterized. The transcript has a single exon. Lineage: Eukaryota; Metazoa; Arthropoda; Insecta; Hemiptera; Aphididae. Bases 1 to 789 code for a protein of 262 amino acids. The record is from RefSeq and is a predicted model, not a curated record.
AUGGUUGCUAUGGUGACGGUGGUUGCUAUGGAAACGGUGGUUGCUAUAGUAACAUCGGUUGCUAUGGAAACGGUGGUUGCCAUGGUAACGGUGGUUUCUAUGGUAACGAUGGUUGCUAUGGUUACAUCGGUUGCUAUGGAAACAGUGGUUGCUAUGGUAACCACGGUUGCUAUGGUAACGGUGGUUGCUAUGGAAACAGUGGUUGCUAUGGAAACGGUAGUUGCUAUGGUAACCACGGUUGCUAUGGUAACAGUGAUUGCUAUGGAAACGGUGGUUGCUAUGGAAACGGUGGUUGCUAUAGUAACAUCGGUUGCUAUGGAAACGGUGGUUGCUAUGGUAACCACGGUUGCUAUGGUAACCACGGUUGCUAUGGUAACCACGGUUGCUAUGGUUACAUCGGUUGCUAUGGAAACGGUGGUUGCUAUAGUAACAUCGGUUGCUAUGGAAACGGUGGUUGCUAUGGAAACAGUGGUUGCUAUAGUAACAUCGGUUGCUAUGGAAACGGUGGUUGCUAUGGUAACCACGGUUGCUAUGGAAACGGUGGUUGCUAUGGAAACGGUGGUUGCUAUGGAAACGGUGGUUGCUAUGGUAACCACGGUUGCUAUGGAAACGGUGGUUGCUAUGGUAACAUCGGUUGCUAUGGAAACAUCGGUCGCUAUGGAAACGGUGGUUGCUAUGGCAACAAGGGUUGCUAUGGUAACCACGGUUGCUAUGGUUACAUCGGUUGCUAUGGAAACGGUGGUUGCUAUGGUAAUCACGGUUACUAUGGUUAUAUCGGUUGCUAUGUAG